AUGAAUAGCGUAACUCCCACUCGAACAGACCUAUCUGAAAAAGCACACAAGAACCCUAAAGUAGCUCAGGAAAGCAUUCCCCUUUUGUGCAAGAGCGAAACAGAAAACAAGGAGCCCAACACUUCUUCUGCAGAUAAUGAGACACCGGAUGAAAGCUUACCUGAAACGCUCAAGAUGGGGUUUUUCCUAAGCCAUACGAAACUAUAUGCAAAUUUGAAGAAAAUAGCCUCUUUUGCAGCAAACAGAGAAAGCAUAGAACAGUGCAGAAACGACGCUAUAAUCGGAGAGCUGUACUCUUUGGUGGCAAACACCGUCGAGAUGGAAAUAGACAGCGGGGAUAAAGAGCUAGACGCGCGUAUGCAUGACAUAGCGCUCUAUCUCAUUGAGGAAAUCAUUACCAAGAACAGCCUAAGCACCAACCGCCUUAUGCCUGUGUUAACCAGUCUGUCUAUAGAGCACAUAGGAAACGCAAAAGUCGUUUACAAAUCCCUACUAUCCGCUGUAGAAGACAUUCUCGACAAUGGGUGCACCCGAAAAAUGUUCAAUGCCAUAAAAGCCUGGUAUACACAUGUUUUGAAGAGCAGCUCCCGAGAAAGCGCGCUGCAGUAUCUGCAGUAUGCCCAUAAAACCCUUGCGCGCAGGGCGUUUUUCUCUAUAUUUACCCUGGCUAAGCUAGAAGGCGACUUGAGCGCGCUGGUAGAGAGUGUGCAAAGAUGCACAGAGCCCGGCAUGCUGCUCCACCCAAUAGACCUUUUUGAGAAAAACUCGCGCGGCGUGUACAACCUAGACGCUGCGCUGCUUCUUCUGCAGGAGUACAGAAGAGGCAUUUUUCUGGGGUGCACAGAGCAGCUUGCAGAGAAGGCCCUGGGAAUGCCAACGGAGCACAAGCGCCUUCUGCUGGCGCUGUACAAUAGCUGGGGGAAGGUGUGCAAUGUAUACGAGAUCCUAGAGGACUUGAUCGACCCGAAAGGACAGCACAUAAACAUGCCCUAUCUGAUUUCCAUGAGCAAAAAGGAGUCGCCCAACCCCAAGCGCAUCAUCCAGCCCCCAGAACAGUGCAAUAGACACCACUGCAUGAAGCUGGGAGUGCUCGAGUGGAUCUGCAAAAAAGAAGAAUGCAGUGAAAAUAUGAAGGCAUAUAUGCUCGACUGCUUCCUUGACUUGGGGCGCAUUGUUGGAAUGCGCCUAGAAGACAUACAGAGAAAGCACAAAGAAAUCACAGACAGGAUAAUGGCCAUGUACAACCAAAGUGGCAGAAAAAAAAGCCGGCGGAUCGCAAUUAAGCUAGAGAACUCUGACACAGACACCAGCGCAUCUAGUUUCCAGCUGUUUUUCAAUGACGAUAUUGUGGACGAGAUGCUUGGAAAUACACGCUGGCGGAUAAUCAAAUGGACAGGCGCCCUUUUUAUUGGUUUCUUGACUUUAAUAAUAAUCAUUAUGCGCAAUGAUAAAGUGCAAACUGUGGAGAGCCUGGGCGGCCCUGCGCCUGACAUAGUGGAGCAUCCUAAGCUAUAA
This is a messenger RNA of Nematocida major, 1515 nucleotides long. RefSeq lists its product as uncharacterized. The record is from RefSeq and is a predicted model, not a curated record. The transcript has a single exon. Bases 1 to 1515 code for a protein of 504 amino acids. NCBI's taxonomy places the organism in Eukaryota, Fungi, Microsporidia.